UCCGCCCCUCGUCCAGGGACCGAUCGGGCCCGCGGGCCGGAUUUGGUUGUUGCUCCGGUCAGAGGCUUUUUGGGCCCAAGGGGUGGUUUUGGGGUGGGCUUGUCCUGGUGCCCGGCGCGCCCUGGUGCCAGCCUUCCGGAAGCCCGGUGAAUUCCGUGGUCUCCUAGCAACCUGGACCCGGCCGCGGACUGACGGAGGGGCGGCGCGGUCCAAACCGCCCUCGAGCCGAUCGGAACCCCCGCACCCGGCCCAAACGGGAGCUGACCCAGGCGCUUGAAGAAUAAACAGGAAAUGGCGGACGAGGCGUUGUUUUUACUUCUCCAUAACGAGAUGGUGUCUGGAGUUUACAAGUCCGCGGAGCAGGGGGAGGUGGAAAAUGGACGCUGUAUCACUAAGUUGGAAAACAUGGGGUUUCGAGUGGGACAAGGAUUGAUAGAAAGGUUUACAAAAGAUACUGCAAGGUUCAAGGAUGAGUUAGAUAUCAUGAAGUUUGUUUGUAAAGAUUUUUGGACUACAGUAUUCAAGAAACAAAUCGACAAUCUAAGGACAAACCAUCAGGGCAUCUAUGUACUUCAGGAUAAUAAAUUUCGUCUGCUUACUCAGAUGUCUGCAGGAAAACAAUAUUUAGAACAUGCAUCUAAGUAUUUAGCAUUUACAUGUGGCUUAAUCAGAGGUGGCUUAUCAAACUUGGGGAUAAAAAGUAUUGUCACAGCUGAAGUGUCUUCAAUGCCUGCCUGUAAAUUUCAGGUGAUGAUACAGAAGCUGUAGAACAUACUGAAAAUGCAAGGAAAACUUCAACAGUGUAAAGAGAUAAAUUAUUCAUGUAUAAAGUAUUUCCAAGGAGCAAUUAUUUAAUUACAUUCUUGAACAUUUGUAUUGAUAUAAGCUAUUUGCUAACUUAUAAAAUGAGAUGUGCACUCUUAAGCAGGAGUAAGAUAUUUUAUCAGUUUAACACAGGCCAAGUUAGACCAGAUAAAGAAACAGUCUAUUCAUAAUAUACCUUCCUGAAAUUAUACAGAAUGAAAACCUGAUUUCAAAUAACUAACAUCAAGAUUAGGGACCCUUAUUUUAAACAUUCUAAUUUGUAGAUAGUGAUGUGUAUUUAACUACAGAUGGAGAAGCAAAACUCAGGAUUUAAUAAAUUGUCAUAAAGAAAAGUAUGUGUCUAUUAGAAUAAUCUGUGUAAGGAUGAAUAGAUUUUGAUUAUGAAUUUGUUUUAUUUGAAAGAGUAAGCAGUACACUAAAGCUUAAUUUUUUAUCUUUUUGCUUAUAAUUUAUUCCUGUCAGGGAGUAUUUGACUGCCAAAAUUGCUUAAAAACUUAAUUUGAUAAAUAGAAUUCGGUCUUUAAGAACUCCAUUAAUGUAAAGUGAAAUAUAGAUUAAUUUGUGAAAUCAGUGACUCCAGGGCCAAAGAAUAUUAGGUAUUUUAGGACGUUAUUUUUAUACUUAACUCCUGUUACAGUCUACACUUUCAAUUUCUUUCCCCAUACUGGAAGCACUGGAGAGGGUUCUAACAUCUUUAUUCCUUGUUUAGUCUCCUUGAGGGCAGAGGGUGGAUAAUUAGAUUAUUCACACCAACAUUCAUUCAUGGACCGUAUCUUCUCAGUGGGUUGAGAUCAGGACUCCUAUCUCUCACAUCCUCCACCAUCUGAUGACCAUGAAAGGGCAAACAAGAAGAUGAAAACCAUCACACUGAGGACAGCAGGAUGCAAAUUGUGCUUCUGGUCACCUUUGAACUCUUUGUUUUGUGAGAUAAUAAAUUCUUCAUAUUGUUCAGUUCACUCUUGGCUUUGUAUUGUGUAUGUAUUUGGAGCCAAAAGAAGUCUCUCUUAGCAGAGACAAAGGGAAUGUUAGACAAGACAUAGCAUGGAAGAAUUGAAUUUUCUUUUUUCUGGGGGAGGCAGGGGAAGACACUUGUAUGCAUAAAUAAAAAUAAAUCUUUUUAAAAAAGUUCUCACACAUACAGAAAACUAAUUUUGUGAGAAGGUGGAUAUGUUCACUAACCUAAUUGCGUAAUCAUUUUUCAAUAUAUACACAUAACAACAUGCAGUUGUCUACCUUAAAUUUACACAUGCUAUGUCAAUUUCAAGCUUGGGGUGGAAAAUGAGUAUGCAAACUUGUAUGUAUAAGGAUUUUCACCAUUUGGUUUAAUGUUCAUUGACAGCCCCUGAUUAAAUUAUGGUACUGGUAUAUGGUGUGAGGAAAUACUGUGCAAGCAGGUAAGGAUGAGAAAGAUCUACAUGUAUUUAAUUACAUGGAAUGAUGUUAAUUGAUAUUAACAGUAACAUACAAGAUAGUGCAUACAAUAUGUAGAUAUGUAUUAUGAAUAUAAAUUUAUAAAUAUCAAAAAGCUGUAAAGUUUUUUUUUUAAAGAUAUGUUUAUACAAGAACUGGGGUACAGCUCAGAGGCAUGGGAGGCAAGAGAACUCACCAGAGACAGAGUGGGGAGCAGAAUAAGCAGACAGACCAAAGACACUGCUGAGGGGAGCAGUAGGCAGGGCAGGGGAGGUCUGCUGUGCCAUGUGGGUUUCUCUCUGUCCAGCCGGGAAUUGAACCCAUGCUGCAAAGGCUGCAGACAGCUUCACAGUGCAGCACUCAACUCGCUGCACCACUGGGGAGGCCCAUAAAGCUGUGAGGUUUUGUACAGUAGAUUUGAGAUUUUAUUUUUUGCUUUCUGUUGUUAGGUUUUUAAAAAAAUGAUCCCCAUGAUAAAUGUAUUUGUACUCAGGGUAAAAAAAUGUUAAACCAAUUAAUUUUUAA
Talpa occidentalis (Iberian mole) is the source of this 2760-nucleotide messenger RNA. RefSeq names its product trafficking protein particle complex subunit 6B (gene TRAPPC6B). Gene Ontology annotation, cellular component: TRAPP complex; trans-Golgi network; cis-Golgi network. Bases 292 to 768 code for a protein of 158 amino acids. Gene Ontology annotation, biological process: regulation of GTPase activity; endoplasmic reticulum to Golgi vesicle-mediated transport. The transcript has 6 exons. The record is from RefSeq and is a predicted model, not a curated record. NCBI's taxonomy places the organism in Eukaryota, Metazoa, Chordata, Mammalia, Eulipotyphla, Talpidae.